AUGAACGAGGAGCGAUCUGGUGUGAGGCUUGCCGUUGCUAAUGGAAAGCUGUACGCUGUGGGUGGGGAUAAGACAUCCGAAAAGGAUUCUAUUGAAAUUUUCGAUCCUGAGAAAGAUCACUGGACAUUCCUUGGUUACCUUAAUGACAGGUCAGUCGUCAUCGAUCUCUUAUUUUCAUACGACUUGGAGCAGGAGUUGGAGUCAUACGAAUACUAG
This is a messenger RNA of Cooperia oncophora, 216 nucleotides long. The record is from the annotation of a GenBank genome assembly. NCBI's taxonomy places the organism in Eukaryota, Metazoa, Nematoda, Chromadorea, Rhabditida, Trichostrongylidae.